CCGCCGCCAUUCUUUUUCGGCGCCGCGACGGCGGCCUACCAGAUUGAAGGGUUCCGAGAGGCAGGCGGGCGCCAGCCAUCGGUCUGGGACGCCUUCGACACGGACAACAUGUCGCCCGCCAUGCCUGCGAGGAAACCGAACGGGGAGCCCAAUGUGCACAAAAAUGAGAGUGGGAAGAUCGCAGACAGGGACUACGCGAACUUCCCUCAAACGACUGAACUGCUCCAGCACUAUGGGUUUGACGCCUACCGCAUGAGCCUCAGCUGGACCCGCAUCCUGUCCCGGCCGACGGUGAACGAGGCAGGGAUUCAGCACUACGUCGAGGUGCUGCAGGGGCUCAAGGCUGCGGGGCUGCUCGUCGCGGUGACGAUGUGGCACUGGGACACACCGCUCGUCGUGGAGGAGUGGGCCCAGCUCACACAGUGCGCAGAGACCAACCAGUAUACGAGGGACACGACUGGCUCAGCAUGGCUCUGCCCUGCCAUCGCGGAUCUGUUCGCGGAGUAUGCCCAGGUGGUCACCUCGAGGCUUGACCACUACGUCGAUCACUGGAUCACGCUCAACGAGCCGCUGACGGUGGUCGGUGUUGGCUACGCCCCGCCCGCCAAGCACGCGCCGGGCCGAUGCGCCGAUCGCAGCCUGUGCUGGGCUGGCAACGACACGAUCGAGCCGUACUAUGCCGCCAAGAAUAUGAUGCGGGCUCACGCGAAGGCGUACCGCGCGUACGACGGUGGCUCGCCCAUGGGCUUCGCCGCCAACGCUGACUGGUUCGAACCCGUCUCCGGCUGCGCCGCCGACCAUCACGCUGCCGCGAACGCCAUCGUGUGGCAGAUCGGCCUCUUCUGGGACCUGCUGGCCACAGGAGAUUGGGCGCCCGAGAUUGCGAAGGCGGUGCCACACCCCCGCCUGCCAUCUCUCUCCGCAGAAGACAAAGUACUCCUUCGCGGCGCGCAUGGCAGUGUAUAUUAUCAGAACAUGUACACGUCGCAUUACGCGUGGGCUCCUCCUUCUUUUGGGACGGACAACUCAGCUGGCACGGGCUCUAUCAACCACGUCACGGGGCAUGUGAUCGGCCCAGUCGCCCCGGGCUCAGGUUGGCUCCGGUUUACCCCUACCGGCUUGCCGAAGUUGCAGCGUUGGAUCGCUGCUCGGUAUGCUGCGCUGGACUUAAAAAUCGUAGUCACGGAAAAUGGCUGGGGUGGACAAUACCCAACGGAGCAGGAUGCAAUCAACGAUAUGCAACGAUGCCAGUAUUAUCGGCAGUAUAUCGGCAACAUGUCCAAAUAUGUGCCGGAAGAUGGUACCUAUGAAAACGGCCCACUCAUUCUCUCCAAGCAGAAGCCCACCAUUCUAGGCUACUUUGCAUGGAGCCUGCUGGACAACUAUGAGUGGAAUGACGGCUAUUCGCAACGCUUUGGCAUCACGCACGUUGAGUUUUGUGGGGCGCGCAACGAUCGAACGUGCAUGCAAAAGCGCACACCCAAGAUGAGCGGCAGCUGGUUUGCAGAGGUGCUCAAG
Emiliania huxleyi CCMP1516 is the source of this 1518-nucleotide messenger RNA. RefSeq lists its product as hypothetical. The transcript has 3 exons. Gene Ontology annotation, biological process: carbohydrate metabolic process. NCBI's taxonomy places the organism in Eukaryota, Haptophyta, Isochrysidales, Noelaerhabdaceae. The annotation marks the transcript as partial. The record is from RefSeq and is a predicted model, not a curated record. Gene Ontology annotation, molecular function: beta-glucosidase activity.